Cryptomeria japonica (Japanese cedar) is the source of this 1480-nucleotide messenger RNA. RefSeq names its product NADPH-dependent aldo-keto reductase, chloroplastic-like. Gene Ontology annotation, cellular component: cytosol. The transcript has 7 exons. Lineage: Eukaryota; Viridiplantae; Streptophyta; Pinopsida; Cupressales; Cupressaceae. The record is from RefSeq and is a predicted model, not a curated record. The coding region runs from base 124 to 1077 and encodes 317 amino acids. Gene Ontology annotation, molecular function: aldose reductase (NADPH) activity.
CAAUGGCAUGGCACCUUGGUCCCAGACAUUUUUGCUCAAAUUUUAGACACAGCCUCUUGUUUGUACAGCUCUAGAGUUGGCCCUUACAUCGUUCGUUUCAGCUUUUUGCCCAGAGAUAGAGUAAUGGGAAUUGCAGAGGGAAGAUCUCAACUUAAUACAGAAGCCCCGAUUCCCCUAAUUGGGUUGGGGACUGCAACCAGUAAUCUCAAUGAGGAGGAGAUUAAAGCAGCCGUGACUACUGCUCUCCAGGUGGGUUAUAGACACUUUGACACAGCAAGCUUUUACCGCACAGAGCACGCACUAGGAGAAGCUCUGAAUUCAGCUUUCCAGAGUGGGAUCGUCAGCAGAGAAGAUGUUUUUGUUACCACUAAAUUAGCAAACACUGAACACGAUGACCCAGUUGCUGCAAUCAACAAUAGUUUGAAGAAUUUACAACUGGAGUAUGUGGAUCUGUAUCUUAUCCACUGGCCUGUCAAGAUGAGAGAAACAAGUACAUUAUCCCAGCCAAAAGAAGAAGACUUUUUGCCAUUAGAUAUAAAGUCUACUUGGCAGGGAAUGGAGCAGUGCAUGAAGAUGGGGCUUAGCAAAGCCAUUGGGGUCAGUAACUUUUCCUCUAAAAAAGUAGAAGACCUACUGAGCUAUGCCAAGAUCCCUCCUGCUGUUGAUCAGGUGGAGAUGCAUCCAAUGUGGCAGCAAAACAGGUUGAGAGAAUAUUGCAGCAAGCAUAAGAUUCAUGUGAGUGCAUGGUCUCCUCUGGGAGCUCCAAAUAAUCCAUGGGGUUCUAAUUCGCUGAUGGAUAACCCCCUUAUCCAAGAAAUUGCCCAAAAGCAUGGAAAGACCAGAGCUCAGGUUAUUUUAAGAUGGGGAAUAGAGCAGGGAGUGAGUGUGCUGCCAAAGAGUUUCAAUCCAGGCAGAAUUGCUGAAAACUUUCAAAUCUUUGAUUGGUCUCUGAGUGUGGAUGAUCAUGACAAGAUUAGCAAGCUUGAACAGUGUAAGAUACUCCCAGGGCAUCAAUUUGUUAAUAGCACAACCAGUUUCUACAAGACUGUUGAAGAAUUAUGGGAUGGAGAGAUUUAAUAUAGUCACAAGUAAUUAUAUUACUAGUAUAUCUAUAUUUAAAAAAUAUAGAUAAAUUAUGUCGAGAGAUAUCUUAUAAUAGAAGGAAUCUGAUAAUUGCAACAAUAUUAGUAGUAUACAGGAGUUUAAAAAAUAUGGAUAAUAAUAGAGUUGAUUGUUCCCUUUUAAAUAUUAUGGCACUCUUCCACUAUCAUUUGAAUGUAAUGGUUUCAUAUAGUUGGAGAGAAGUGGUGAGGGUUCUAUUUUAUUUGGAGUAAUAAAAUAACACCUCCACAAAAACCAAAAGACGGCAUAUUUCAUGCAUUUACCUGUCAUUUGCAUGUCAAAUCGUUUCAAAAUUGAUUUUUUGUUUAAUUGUAGAUGCCUCUCGACAUAAAUAUAUUUUAUAGACCUAUUUAUUUAA